Molecule: messenger RNA, 672 nt
Organism: Mercenaria mercenaria
Lineage: Eukaryota; Metazoa; Mollusca; Bivalvia; Venerida; Veneridae
Product: dehydrogenase/reductase SDR family member 9-like
Exons: 5
Coding region: 1-672 (223 amino acids)
Source: RefSeq, a predicted model, not a curated record
AUGCAUGGUAUACACGCCAGAACCGGAAAUGGACUUUGGGCUGUAAUUAAUAACGCUGGAGUUCUUGGAACAGCAGGGCAGUGCAUCUGGCAAACUAGACAAGAUUUUGAAACCGUGUUAGCAGUUAAUUUUUAUGGUGUUGCUAUGGUAACAAACGCUUUUUGCCCGCUAGUAUUGAAAGAACAUGGUCGUAUUGUGAAUGCAUCAAGUGUGGUGGGUCGUUUUGCAGCUGGUCCGGCUGCGUACGUCGUUUCAAAGCAUUGUGUGGAAGCAUUUUCUGAUGUACUCAGACGGGAACUUUACAGAACAGGGGUAAAGGUAUGCAUAGUUGAGCCUGGAGCAUUUAAGACGGGAAUUCUUGAUCCAAGGGCUCAAUUAAAAAGACUAGACAAUAAAGUUAACAGCUUGCCAGAAGGAAUAAAGGGGAAACUGCGAGAAGAUUACAUCAGCAAAAGUCUGGCAAGGUUUAUAAAGGACACUUCUCAUGCCUCCAUUAAUUUCAAUGAGUUUGUCGGCGCCUACAUACAUGCCAUUACCGCUAGGUAUCCAUUGAAAAGAUAUCUGGUUGGCAAAGACGCAAAAAAAUUUAUGCGGGCAUUGUGGCUGCUUCCUGAAUGCGCAAGUGAUUUCAUCAUUGAUAAAUUUAGUGGAGUGGAUAUUUAUAUGGAGUAG